This is a messenger RNA of Plodia interpunctella (Indianmeal moth), 3893 nucleotides long. It is a transcript of the gene Mccc1, whose product is annotated as Methylcrotonoyl-CoA carboxylase 1. NCBI's taxonomy places the organism in Eukaryota, Metazoa, Arthropoda, Insecta, Lepidoptera, Pyralidae. The record is from RefSeq and is a predicted model, not a curated record. The coding region runs from base 417 to 2540 and encodes 707 amino acids. Gene Ontology annotation, molecular function: metal ion binding; methylcrotonoyl-CoA carboxylase activity; ATP binding. Gene Ontology annotation, cellular component: mitochondrion. The transcript is spliced from 14 exons.
UUGUUAGUUGACUUGUUGUUGUUGACAAUUUUGAAAAUGAUGUCGUUCAAUUUCUACACAAAUAAAAUAAAACUCAACACACACGAGAAUAUAUAAAUAUGUACAGUACUUAAAUUAAAGCUAACAUACUCUUGUUUAUAUUUUCAAACUUUUCUGUAUUGUUGAAUAUUAAGUAUGAUGUCGAAGGGAAAAAUCGCAACGCUAAUGUGCGACAAAAAGAUAAUGUAUUGUCAUUAUUAACAAGUCUAAUGAACUGAGAAUAAUGUGAUAAUGACUAUUAAAUUCUCGCACUGUUAUCGCGCUAUCAUAGUCUUUGUUACUGAGGGGCCGGCCACGAACGUAAUCAACAAACAACGUCGUAUAUUGAGAUAAAGAUAUAAAAACAGCAUUGAUUUAAUUCCGUCAUCUUUGUCAUCAUGUCUUAUUUAAGGCAGUUAAAUAAAAUAUGCACAUCAUUAAAUCUUCAGUAUUCAGUACGAUUGCAUGCUCAACUACUCAAGGAAGAAAUCUCAAGACAGAAUAUUAACAAGGUUCUUAUUGCAAAUCGAGGAGAGAUAGCAUGCAGAGUAAUACGCACUGCUCGAAAACUUGGCAUCAGAUCUGUUGCAGUCUAUUCUGAUGCCGAUAAACAUGCUAUGCAUGUAGAAAUGGCAGAUGAAGCUUAUCAUAUUGGGCCUGCAGCAUCAUCCCAAAGCUACUUAAAUGCUUCCAAAAUAUUAGAGGUAGCAAAGAAGUCCAACAGCCAAGCCAUACAUCCUGGAUAUGGUUUCCUGUCAGAGAAUGUUGAGUUCUGUGAGAAAUGUGCAAAUGAAGGCGUCAUAUUCAUUGGGCCUCCACCAAAAGCAAUAAGGGAUAUGGGUAUUAAAAGUACAUCAAAAGCAAUAAUGUCAAAUGCUGGAGUGCCAGUAGUGAGAGGAUACCAUGGAGAAGAUCAGAGUAUCGAGAGAUUGCAGGCUGAAGCCCAAAAAGUUGGUUUCCCACUUAUGAUCAAAGCUGUACGAGGGGGUGGUGGAAAGGGUAUGAGAAUAGCUAUGACAGAAACAGAUUUCUUGCCGCAGCUGGAAUCAGCCAAAAGAGAGUCAAUGAAAUCAUUUGGUGAUGACAAUAUGUUAUUGGAACAGUAUAUUACAGAUCCGAGGCACGUGGAAGUACAGGUAUUUGCUGAUAUGCAUGGCAAUGUCGUCCAUCUUUUCGAGAGAGACUGUUCUGUACAACGACGUCACCAGAAGAUUAUAGAAGAAGCGCCUGCUCCUGGUAUAUCAGAGGAAACCCGUCGAGCUAUAGGCGAGGCGGCGGUGCGCGCGGCACGCGCUGUGGGCUAUGUAGGCGCGGGGACUGUUGAGUUCAUCCUGCACAGGGUCACGCACGAGUUCCACUUCAUGGAGAUGAACACCAGGCUGCAAGUCGAGCAUCCCAUCACUGAAAUGAUCACAGGCACGGAUCUAGUGGAAUGGCAGCUGCGCGUGGCCGCCGGAGAGCCGCUGCCCGUGACGCAGCAGGACAUCGUCCGCCGCGGUCACGCAGUGGAAUGCCGGAUAUACGCCGAGGAGCCGGGCGCGGGGUUCCUGCCCCGAGCCGGCACGUUACAUAGACUACGGCAGCCCACGCCUGAAGAUCAUGUUCGGAUUGAAACAGGUGUGCGUGAGGGACAGGAAGUGUCAGUACAUUACGACCCCAUGAUCGCUAAACUGGUGGUGUGGGGAAAAGACCGCCACGAAGCGCUCGCCAAGACCAGAGCUAAGCUCUCAGAAUAUCAAGUGGCAGGGUUAGAAACGAACGUGAACUUUUUGCUACGUUUGUCCGGCGCAUCAGCAUUCGUGUCCGGCGACGUGCACACCGCCUUUAUACCGCAGCACGAGGCGGAGUUGUUCCCGCCAACUGAUCCCGCGGCCGUGGAACAACGCGUCAUACAAGCUGCUUUAGGUUAUGUUUUAAAUUCACAAAAAAACAACUCUGCUAACGACUGUUGGAAGGGAAUAUCAGUUGAAGCGGCAGCGUGGAGACCAAAUUAUCAGCUAAGGAAGACCAUAGCAUUGAAGUAUGACGAAAAUGAUCUGAAAGUCACAAUAGAGUAUGGUAGCCAACCAAAUACAUACAACAUUCAAGUGAACGACGGCGAAUGGCGUCGAGUAGAAGCGACCAUUCGUGAUACAAAACAGGGUUUGAGACUGUCCACACUGAUCGGCGACCGGAGCGGCGAGGUCGGCUUCUUGACGCACGACGACGAAAUACAUGUGUAUGAUGAAAAUGGUCAGACAGUGGUCAGAGUACCUCGUCCGAAGCAUCAGUCGCUGAGCAGCCCCGCGGCCGCCGCCGCCGACACCGCCGCCUCCCCCACCCCCGGCGUCAUGGAGCGGCUGCUGGUCCAAACUGGGGAUAAGGUGGUAAAAGGCCAGCCAUUGUUCAUGGUGAUUGCCAUGAAGAUGGAGUACGUGGUGCGUAGUCCUCGAGACGGCGUCGUGGCCGAGGUGGCUGCCGUCAAACAGGGCGAUUCAGUUGGCAAAGGCGCCGUUAUUGUACGGCUGCAGACUGAUAGUUAAUACUUUUCACUUGAAGUGAAAUAUCAGGCCAAUUGCAAUUUUAAUAUUUUUGUAGACAACAGAUUAAAAUUUGUAAUAGUGUAAAGCCGCUCACGCUCUUGCUAGAUGAUGAAUAGAAAAGGAUGCACAUAUUUAAUUUAAAAGAAAGGCCGUCCUACUUUCUCUCUCUUUUGUAUACGUGCAUCCCUUUUUGUUUUUGCUGCGGCAUUAGCGUGUGUAGAUGACUUAACACGGCCAAAUUAACUUUGAACUCUUCUCGUUCCCAUCUCACCUACUCACGCACGUCCUUGUGUACGGGUAGCAGUGUCGUUACCAAAUAUUGUGAUAUUUUCGUCGCUUUUGCUUGCCGUACAAGAGCGUAGACCACGACACCAGAGUUAAUUUGACCGAGUAGUAGUGUAUUGUAGUUAGUUAAAAGUUAUUGUAGUUAGUUAUGUCCCGGCAUUUAAAUAUGUAAGUUUGAUUUGGGAAAAUUCUAUAGUAGAAGUAUAUAGAGAACAAGUCGUGGCGUCGACCACUGCAUUAGAUAAUCAAUACCAAGGACUAGAUUGAUUGAUACCUCGCGAGUCAAGUUACAUGUAUUGCUAUCUUUUUCAUCUGCAAUCUGACGUCUCUUUCGAAGAGUCAGUAUAGUUUCAAAUUUCAUACUAUGACUUAAAUAUCCGCAUGAUAAUAAUAAUUCAAUUAAUCAUACACACAGCGGUGCGUUAUUUUUAUACCAAAGUGAUUAUCAAGUGACGUAAAUAAAAAUAUAGUAUAUUACACUUACAUUAUGCAAUAUGAUUCGUACCUUUGUGAUUACUGCAUUUAUUCACAAAAAAGGUUAUCGCGAAAGUUUUCAUUUUUUUAAUGAGUAGUCAUCGUUAAAUAACCAGGGUAAUUAUAUUAUCACUAGUCUUAUAACAAGAAUUUAUAUAUGCUGUAUAUAUGUUUGAGAACUAAGCAUUUAACAAUGUUAAAAAUGUUUAAAGUAUAUAUUUUAUUGAAUAAGGUAUAACUUUUUAUGUUACAUAAUUAUUUUUAAUGAAAGCAUGUCGAAUUCUAUAAUAAUAACAUUAAUAUAUUUAAUGGUUGAAUAAUUUGUUAACGAUAUUGUCUCGAUAAAUGAGGUAUUUCUGCCGCCCGUUGCAAAAAUCUUUUUGAUAAAUUUAUAGUUUGUGAUAUAUUUAAAUAUAUUAACGUUCCACAAGAAUUGUAUGAAAUCGACUAUAAGACGUUUCACUUGCUCAUUUAUAUUACAAAAGCGCAUAAUAAGUCAUAUACGUUAUGCAUAUAUUUAAUUGUAAGUAUAUUCCUAUCACAGUAUAUAUGUAAAUAAAUAUAUUUUUGUUAAUAAAAAGUUGGACUCAACAA